CACAGGUCGGUUGCUCUGACCUAGUGGAUCCAAGCCGCCUAUUUCGUUUCUGGUCAUGACCAUGGUAAAGUCGGCCGUAAAGAAGGGACGAAAAAGAUUGACUCACCAAGAGGAUCCGAAAAUUAGGGAUGGAGUUAGUAAACUUAGAGAGAAAUUAACAAGCAGACAAAAACAAAGGCUUAAGAAGCGUUUUCUGCAAUCUGACGAACUUCUUGAAAAUACGACGCCUCAUAAGUCAUCUGACAGUGUGCCUGCGACUCAAAGUGGAUUUUUUGAGAAUGACGGUGACGAAGUUAUGGUUGAUGAUUUCGGACGUUUAUCGGAUUUGGAAGAAGACAUUGAGACAAACGCGGAUUCUUUAGAACCUGUAAAUGAAAAAGAGGAUAUGAUAACAAACCUCGCUUCCGAAGAUGCGUUUGGAAAGCCUGCAAUGGAUUCCAGUACAUUAGACCAACGCAUUCGGAACUGGCUUUAUAUUCUCUCCGAUUUCAAAAACAGAGCACCUGCAGACCUCAAUAGGAGUUUGUGUGUUCGGACUCUGAUAAGCGACUUAUGUUCUCGCUAUUCGUACAACCAGUUCCUUAUGGUGAAACUUCUUGAUUUGUUUCCCAAAGAGAUUGUUGAGGUUUUAGAAGCUAAUGAAGUCGACAGGCCAGUGACCAUUCGCACAAACACCUUAAAGACACGUCGCAGGGAAUUGGCUCAAGCUUUAAUAAAUCGCGGUGUAAACCUUGAUCCUUUGGAACCGUGGAGCAAAGUUGGACUUGUUGUUUAUUCAUCACAAGUACCAUUAGGCGCAACACCAGAAUAUCUUGCCGGCCAUUAUAUACUUCAGGGAGCUAGUUCUAUGCUCCCUAUAAUUGCCUUGUCUCCUCAGUUAGGCGAGCGUAUCUUGGAUUUGUGUGCUGCGCCUGGUGGGAAAACAACUUACAUUGAAGCAAGAACAACGAUUUAAGCAACAUAUAAGUUUGUCAUUCUUAUAAGCUAUCCGUAAUCCUCAGCAUUCUGACGUCAAAAUAAUAAAGUUCAGCAUACUUGUGAGAAUUGGUUUCUGUGCUCACCGUUGAUGACUAUUGCAUAGAUAUUUUGUCAGUCUGCAUUAAAGAUCUCACUAAUUCUGAGUUCGUGCGAGCUCGCAGUUCAACAAAUUAAUUUGUGCUCCAUAUCAAAACACCACAGGUUUUAUGCAACAGCUUCUUAACGUGCCAUUUCUCUAAACAUUUAAGUAUGCAACCUCGUGAUCUCCUGAUUGCUGUUGUAAAUGAUCGUCACCUAUAAAACCAGCUUAUAAAAAUUACUUUUUGCACUUUUCGGAUAACCAAGGACUACUCUUCGUAUGCUGUGUCAGAACUAACCCGAAGUACUUUGUUACUACUGACUUUUCAUUUCAGCUACUCUAAAUUUUCUUUAGGAAUUUCAUUAUCCUGUGCUGGUAUAAUGUGUCAAACCCAACUGAUGCACUUAGGUGCUAGGUUUUACAUUGCCUGGAACUGACUGGUACGUAUACAAUUUAAGCUAAUCAUCAGUGUACACACAUUAAUUUAGUAGCAGUAUAUUAUUUAAACGAAUUUUUGGUAAAUGGACUCGAGUAGUGAAGUAAGAUCAUUGAACAAGCUGGAGUUCAUUAUUUUGAUACUUAACUGCUAUGGAUGAUAACAAAAACUUAUUGAAACCAAGUUUUUCCAUGUUGUCUUACCUAAGUUGUAAUAAUUAUUUUAGUUAUCAUCCAGAAGUUUAUUUCUGUGCUAUGUUAUGCCCUUAUUUAAUUCUACUUUUUUAUGUACAGCACAACUCAUGAAAAAUACUGGCACCAUUUUUGCAAAUGAAAUAAACCCCAAUAGAGCCAAAGCGUUGCUUGGAAAUUGUCAUCGUAUGGGUGUGACAAAUACUGUCAUCUGCACAGAAAAUGGGCGGAAAUUUCCAAAUAUUAUGUCCAACUUCGAUCGAGUCCUCGUAGACGCACCGUGUUCUGGAACUGGUAUAAUUGCCAAAGAUCCUUCUGUGAAAACCACCAAGAAUAAUGACGAAAUUCGGAAGUGUGUAGAAUUGCAGAAAAGGUUACUUGUAGCUGCUAUUGAUUCCUGCAAAGUUGGGGGUUACGUAGUCUACUCCACAUGCUCCAUAUUGGUUCUGUAGAGAGUAGACAAAGUCUCUUAUUGUUCGAUAUUAUGAAUAUAUGGGAGAAUAACAUAAUGACUAAUUUUAUGGAUCGUCACACAAAACGCGAGUUAGAAACAAAAAAGUUGAAGCAGCAAGUCACUUUUUGGAAUUUUUAAUCCUCAUUUAGUCUGCGCACAAAUUUUUUAGUAUUGAGUACGGAAAUUGAAACAUUGGUAACCAAACAAAACAAGUGUUAUUAGUUUGUAUGUAAUAAAUAUGACAGUUUAGUAAAAGAAAAACAUGGCCUCAUUUCGAUAACCUGCCUCUUAAUAGGGAUGCAUGCUUCACUCCCGUGUUAACCAGGCUGGUAAUCACUAGAUUAUUCACUUUUUUACUUGAACAAACGUCCUAUCUAACCGAGACUUGAUUUCCUUUAUCAAAAGCUAAUUGGAAAAAACGGCUGAUCAAGAUAUAUUUCAAUACGUCAAAUUAGAGCGUUGAAGAUUGGGCUUAUUGGUGAUCCCCGCUGAAAUACAAGUAGACCAGCUUAAAGCUUUUUUUCCGAGGUAAAAAGAAACGUUAAAUAAAAUAUAGCACAAAUGUAAAUGCUAUCCGUUCGAGCUAUUGAAAAGACGUGUAAAGGGAACAAAUAAAAAUAUUGGUAGUUAGUGAUUAUAUCCGCCGUGCCUUUAUUCGAGUAUAAAUUAAACUAGCGCACUCAGUCUCAAAGGUAUGGGUAUUUUUCGCCACAUUCAAUGUUUUUACUGCUUUCGAGUGACAGUCAUACUUAAAACACAAACACACGACAGCGUGAGUUAUUGCGAUAUAAAAAAUAUGGAUAAAAAACCGGUCAAGAUGAUAGUGAGAAAAACCAAACUUUGCAUAAUUCAGUUCGAAAGCAGACAAAUUUGAAGAACAAAGAUUCGGAAACAAUAGUUAGGGCGCUGACUGUAAUUGGACAUUUUGUACCUAUCAACAUGGCUUAAUCUGAUAGUGAACUGAUAUAUUGAUUUGAAAACUCCUAGUUUCUCUAAUAUCUUACCUACUCCAGGAAACGUGCUUCGACGAUGUCGGUUGGACAUGAAUAACAUUGUCCCGGUCACUCCAGUCAGAGAUUUAGUCUCGUAUAGUGCUCAUUCCAAAGGUCAUUGAAUGAAGCACUUCGCAAGUUACUCCAGCCCAUCUACUAAGUCACUGUUCGACAAUAACAUACAAGUAGACAUUCAAAGUACGAAAUAUUUUCGUACAUAAACUUCAUGUUUAAAUAUAAUUAUGUUUCCUGUUUUACAUUAAAAGUAUUGACAUUAUUAUCUUUUUGUUUCAAUUUAACAAGGUAGAAGAGAAUGAGAAUGUUGUAAACUUUGCAUUAAGACGAAGAAAGGUACGUCUAGAGGAAACGAAACUGUUUGGGGAGAAGGGUUUCACUGCGUAGAUUCAAAGGCUAUCAGUUCCAUCCACAUAUGGCACGCGUUCGACGUUUUUAUCCACACAAGCACAAUGUCGAUGGAUUUUUCGUGGCGAAAAUGAAGAAAUUAGCGGCGGCUACUAAGGAGAAAAAAGUUUCUUAAGACCGGAUAUAUCUAGAUGAAGCACCAGGACUACCAAGCCUUCAUCCUUGUUUGUGAAUAAACAACUUAACCUAACUUCAGCCCUUACUUCUUCAUAACUCAGCGCACGACGGAUCUCAGGCGUCUUAUUUAGUGUGUGCAGAUUCCUGGCCGUAACAAUAUGGUUCUAAGAUAGUUAACGAUGUCAGAAACCCAGAUGGCUGGCCUUCUGUACCUCUUGCUAAUAUACCAGACCACAAGGGCUGAUGAG
Messenger RNA from Schistosoma mattheei, 3918 nucleotides. The record is from the annotation of a GenBank genome assembly. NCBI's taxonomy places the organism in Eukaryota, Metazoa, Platyhelminthes, Trematoda, Strigeidida, Schistosomatidae.